Ceratotherium simum simum (southern white rhinoceros) is the source of this 563-nucleotide messenger RNA. RefSeq names its product LSM5 homolog, U6 small nuclear RNA and mRNA degradation associated (gene LSM5). Gene Ontology annotation, biological process: mRNA splicing, via spliceosome. NCBI's taxonomy places the organism in Eukaryota, Metazoa, Chordata, Mammalia, Perissodactyla, Rhinocerotidae. The record is from RefSeq and is a predicted model, not a curated record. Gene Ontology annotation, cellular component: Lsm1-7-Pat1 complex; U4/U6 x U5 tri-snRNP complex; U6 snRNP. Gene Ontology annotation, molecular function: RNA binding.
UCAAACUCGCCGACCCAACGUCGAUGGACGCAGGCCACUUCCGGCGUAGCCAUGGCUGCUAACGCUACCACUAACCCGUCGCAGCUGCUGCCUCUAGAACUUGUGGACAAGUGUAUAGGAUCAAGAAUUCACAUUGUGAUGAAGAGUGAUAAGGAAAUUGUUGGCACGCUUCUAGGAUUUGAUGACUUUGUCAAUAUGGUACUGGAAGAUGUCACUGAGUUUGAAAUCACACCAGAAGGAAGAAGGAUUACUAAAUUAGAUCAGAUUUUGCUAAAUGGAAAUAAUAUAACAAUGCUGGUUCCUGGAGGAGAAGGCCCUGAAGUAUGAAUGGAUUUCCUUGACACAUGCUAGAUUCUGUUUUGUCUCGUAAUGACAACAAAAUAGACAUUUUUUUUUAACCUUUUAAUAUUUGGAUUCUGUGAAACUAAGUUUCCCGUUAAAGGGAAGUGCUUUGAAGAUGCAUUGUAAAUGCCCAUUUUUAAGUUAAUCAUGAUUAUCUUGGAAAAAGAAGAACAGUUUGUUCUUUGAAGACUAAAAUAAAGGUGUUUUUGGUUAACUCUCAA